This is a messenger RNA of Erythranthe guttata (spotted monkey flower), 1533 nucleotides long. Its product is annotated as Transducin/WD40 repeat-like superfamily protein. Gene Ontology annotation, molecular function: protein binding. The record is from RefSeq and is a predicted model, not a curated record. NCBI's taxonomy places the organism in Eukaryota, Viridiplantae, Streptophyta, Magnoliopsida, Lamiales, Phrymaceae.
UGGGGAGCUAUUUAUCAGUUGUUUGUUUGCUCUUUCCGGAAAUUUCCCCAACGUCUCUUUUUUCCAUAUAUAUACACACACACAAUUCUCCAUCUUCUUCUCUUAUUUAUUACAUCAAAUUCAAUUCUUUUUAAGCCUGUAAUUCUCCCCAAACAGUAUCAAUAAUAAAAUUAAAUAAAUAAAAUAAAAAAUAAAAAAAAAAAUAUGCUUCGUUCCAUAAACCACCCCGUCAGAGAUGCCACCCUGUCAACCCCAUUGUUAUCCGCCGUCUCACCGCCGAGCACCACCACCACCAGCGACUCCGACGAAAGCAGCAGCAGCGCCGACAAUUCCUUCAGAUACGACUACCACGACCUCAAUUUCAACACUCCACCGCCGCCGCGGCCGCCGCCGCUGCCGGCGGCGGUUUUCUGCUCCUCCUACAAAUCGCUGGCGGUUCUCUCCGGCCACGUCAGCUCCGUCUCGUGCCUGGCAUUGUGCGGCGAGUUCAUCCUCAGCGCGUCUCAGGGAAAGGACAUAAUCGUGUGGCAGCAGCCGGAUCUACGGCAGUUCACCAAAUUCGGCCACGGCGACGGCUCCGUGAAAUCCGUCGUCACCGCCGGGAACAAGGUGUUCACCGCCCACCAGGACAGCAGAAUCCGCGCCUGGAAAGUUUCUAGAAGCUCCGAGAACGUGUUCAAGCUGAUCGAUACCCUCCCAACCAAAAAGGACUAUUUGGGGAAAUUCAUGAAGCAGAGCAACUACGUCCAGACGCGCCGCCACCACAAGCUCCUCUGGAUCGAACACGCCGACAGCAUCUCCUGCCUCGCCGUCUCCAACGGAUUGAUCUACUCCGGCUCCUGGGACAAAACCCUAAAAGUAUGGCGAAUCUCCGAUUUCAAGUGCUUGGAGUCGAUUAAAGCCCACGACGACGCAAUCAACGGCCUCGCCGCAAUCAACGGAAUCGUCUACUCCGCCUCCGCCGACGGCAGAAUCAAAGCCUGGGGAAGAAGAAAAACAACAGACGGCGGCGGCGACAACAAAAUCACCCAUUCGCUCAAGGGAAUUCUGCAAGGGCACAAGGACAUUUCAAUUAACUCGGUGGUGGUGAAUCAGAACGGGAGUUUGGUGUACGGCGGCGCCUCCGACGGAUAUAUAAUGGGGUGGGCGGCGGACGAGGGUUUCGAGAGCUGGAAAUUGGUGUGUGAGGCGAAGGCGCACGCGACGGCGGUGCUGUGUGUGUGUUUGGUGGGGGAAUUUGUGUGCAGUGGAUCGGCGGAUAAGAGUAUCUGUGUGUGGAGGAGGGAUUUGAUUGGCGGUGGUUUGGUUAGGUAUAUGGUGGUGAAAGGGCAUGAAGGGCCGGUGAAGUGUUUGCAGGCUUCGCCGGAGAGAGUUGGCGGUGGGUUUAUGCUGUAUAGUGGGAGUCUGGAUAAGAGUAUCCGAGUUUGGUGGAUUCCUAAUCAUUCGGUAGAGGAUAGUGCAGUCAGUACUGAGAAGAGAUUGAAGUUUUAGUUUUGUUUUGAUUGAUUGAUUGAUUGAUUGAGUAUUGGAUUU